AUGUCACAUCUCGUAUCUUGCGUUGCAUGGUACACCCGAGAAAUCUACUAUGUAUUCAUUGAACCAUGGCUUGCAAAGCUUGGUUUGGUGUAUUUCGGAUUUGGUGACGCGUCGUAUGGCCGCGAGGCCAUCCCCUACUCCAACAUUGAGCGCGAGCUCAUUUACGAGGCACCGGGUGUUAAAGUGACGCGUCGGCGCGUCUUCUUUAGUUAUAACGAGCCUAUAUUGGACCUGAAAAUGCAAGGACAGGGUCUUCGCCUACCGUUUUCCUACCUCGGAAAGCCCGUGACAGCGUGGGUGAAUUACUAUGUUUGGGAACGGCCAGACGAAGUGGCCCGUGCAAAGCUGAAUGCCGACAUUUACAUGGCGCAUGGCAUCAAUGAGUACUCGGGCCGCACAGCUACUGCGGCAAGUGUCCACCUGCGCAAUGGAUUUCGUGUGAUUGGUAUUGAUAUGCCGAGCUUUGGUCGCUCAUCUGGUCUGCAUGGCUACCUGCCUACUUUACGGUGGAAUGAAGGGGCUCUCAAUGCCGUGAUGCUACAUGUCCACAUGUGGGAUGAAUACGAGCAGCUUGAAAACCUAGCAAAUCGCAAGCGCUUCGCUCAAGGCGCAUCCAUGGGCGGAUUCACUUGUGCGUAUCAUGCCGCUUUGCACCCUCCCCCAUCGACGAGUGUGUCCAUGUCCCUAAACGGUAUCUGUCUGACCGCACCUAUGCUUCAAAUCUCUCCUAUUACGCGACCCAACGUUUGCAUUGAGGCUAUAGCACGCAUGGUUUCAUUGGUGGCCGGUCGUUUGGGUGUGCUACAGCCCAUCCGUGGACACUUAUCUGAUGAUCCGAACGUCGAAUUCUAUGCACGACAAGAUCGACAAGGCUACUUGGGUCGGCUACGCAUUGACACGGGUCUUGGCAUCGCAGAUGGACUCACCCAUCUCGACCAGAUUGCUGAGUCCAUUCGAUGUCCGAUCCUCAUUUUUCACGGCACAGCGGACCGUGUUACGGACCCUGACGGCUCGCAGCUGUUUUAUGAUCGACUGCUAGUUCAGGACAAGACCAUAAAGUUCUGGCCCGGUUGGGAGCACGUUAUGAUCAAAAACUAUCCCGGCAUGUCAGAGCAAGACAAAGCAGCACGGACCAAGCUUUUGUCGGACAUUUCGCAAUGGUUUAUGGAUCAUACUCGUGUAGACUCUACGGCUCCACACGCUUAG
This is a messenger RNA of Malassezia restricta, 1206 nucleotides long. RefSeq names its product acylglycerol lipase. The record is from RefSeq and is a predicted model, not a curated record. Gene Ontology annotation, cellular component: membrane. Gene Ontology annotation, molecular function: lipase activity. Lineage: Eukaryota; Fungi; Basidiomycota; Malasseziomycetes; Malasseziales; Malasseziaceae. The coding region runs from base 1 to 1206 and encodes 401 amino acids. The transcript has 4 exons.